CUUCUCCCGUUCAGCUGUGGGGGAUCAAGCCAUCUGCUCAAGCACCAUGGCCGCCAUCGCCGCCUCCUCUGUCUCCAUCGCCCCCGCGCGCGUUGCCGCGGCCCGCCAGUCGCGUUCCCGCGCGCGCGCGGCGGUCGUCGUCAAGGCCUCCGCCGAUGAGCGCCAGGUUGAGGCCACCACCUCCCGCCGCGAGCUCGCCGUGAAGGGCUUCGCCGCCCUCGCCGCCGUCGCCGCCGUGCGCCCCGAACCCGCCCACGCCCUCUUCGGCUUCGGCGGUGAUAAGGAGACCCAGUACGCUGAGCAGACCGCGGGCGUCAUCGCGCAGGUGCGCUUCACCCUCGACCUCCCCGCCGACUCUGACGAGAAGGCUGCGGCCAUCGAGAAGACCCGCAAGCUCACCAACGACUGGGUCGCGCGCUACCGCCGCGACAAGGGAAUCACCGGCAGGCCCUCCUACGGCAACGUGUACUCCGCCCUCAACGCGGUGUCCGGUCACUACAACAACUUCGGCACCAAGUACCCCCUUCCCCAGAAGCGCAAGGACCGCGUUCUUCAGGAGUUCGAGACUGCCGAGAUCGCCCUUUCCCGCGGCCGCUAA
This is a messenger RNA of Micromonas commoda, 598 nucleotides long. RefSeq lists its product with no specific name. The transcript has 3 exons. Gene Ontology annotation, biological process: photosystem II assembly; photosystem II repair. Lineage: Eukaryota; Viridiplantae; Chlorophyta; Mamiellophyceae; Mamiellales; Mamiellaceae. The record is from RefSeq and is a predicted model, not a curated record. Gene Ontology annotation, cellular component: chloroplast thylakoid lumen; photosystem II. The coding region runs from base 47 to 598 and encodes 183 amino acids.